Centropristis striata (black sea bass) is the source of this 2934-nucleotide messenger RNA. RefSeq names its product heme-binding protein soul5, like (gene soul5l). The record is from RefSeq and is a predicted model, not a curated record. The coding region runs from base 326 to 1384 and encodes 352 amino acids. NCBI's taxonomy places the organism in Eukaryota, Metazoa, Chordata, Actinopteri, Perciformes, Serranidae. The transcript is spliced from 7 exons. Gene Ontology annotation, cellular component: cytoplasm.
UUAGAACAGUAUAAGUAUAUGCAGGACUAAUGAUGGCGGAUUGUUGAGCAGACUGCUGCAGCGCCGGAGGUGAGCUCACGGUAAUAACGGGCACAUAUCAUCUGUCCGGUGUUGGCCCAGUGGUCUGCAGGCUGAGCCAGCUCAGCCCCUCCCCUCCUGCCAGCUCCACUCCACGGUCCUCACUGCAGUCCGCAGUAAAUCCACCGGAGCCCGUCAGAGUGCAGCAGACUGCAGUCUCCAUCACACUCCUGCACCUCCUCCUCCUCCUCCGCCGCCUCCCUGCACUCUCCUGGCAGGUGGAAAGGACACACACGGGGCCGGGACAAUGAUUUUCAUCUCAGCCGUGGCGUUGUUGGCCUUCGCGGUCUCUGCUGAAGGAAGUGUUGGACCGAGUUCCAACACCAGCUUUUGCACCGAGUCAAAGGAAUGUCUGGAAUAUCAGCUGGUCUGCAAAACAGAUGAAUAUGAGGUGCGACACUACAGCCCCACACGCUGGGUGUCAACAGAUGCCGAGGCCUACUUCAUGGGUGUGGGUGCAGCCAUGGCCUUCAGGAGACUUUUCCAGUACAUCACUGGAGCCAAUGAAGGAGGUGUCCAGAUGGAAAUGACCGCCCCUGUCCUGGUUAAGAUCCCGGAGGAGACCAAGAUGUGGGAGCCGGCUAUCUACACGCUCAACUUCCCACUGCCGGCAGCCUAUCAGGAGAAGCCGCCCACGCCAACUAACGACAAGCUCUACUUCACUGAGAUGCCAGAGAUGGAUGUGUAUGUGAGGAGUUACGGAGGCUGGAUGCUGUCAGUCACCUCCAGGCUUCACGCUCACCUGCUGACCAAAGAGCUGGAGAGAGUUCGGGCUUCCUACAACCACAGCUACCACUACGGAGUCGGCUAUGACAGUCCCUUGAAGCUGCUAAACAGGCACAAUGAGGUGUGGUAUGUGGCCGAAGGGGAGCUAGUUUGCACAGAUCCACAGGAGCCGACCCCUGCGCACACACCCCGGCCGACUCAGACCAACUCACCCACCGACUCCUCGUCUGAGCCUCUCCCUCACAUGCUGGCCGAUUCACCCUCCCUCCCUCUCUCCAACGUAUCCUCAAAUAUGACCACCAACUCUUCUUUAAAAAGGUCCCCUGACACACCCACCCUCCCCCCAUCUAACGCCCCACCCAGCCCUUCAUCUAACCUUCCCGCCGACGCCCCGUAUAGCCACCCCCCCACAUCCACCCAGAUCCUGCUGGACCUAACGACCAACUCCUCCAACCCCGCCUCCGUGAGCCCGUCCCUGGAGCCCCAGUCUGACACCGCCCUGUGGAACAGCACAGCCCACAGAUCUCUGGAUACACAAGCUGACAGUAACCCUGUGGUGGAGCCGGAAGACGCUCACUAGCAACUCGGUUUAAGCAGCUGUUCCAGGUAUAUUAACAUGGAAUCUAAAUAGGAAAGAAGCAGUGGAGGUGUUGCAGAAAAGUGAGUGAAAUUGUGAUAGAUGGACAAGCUGUUCUCUUCCUCCUUAUCUCUCUAUUCCUGUGUAUUACACGUACUGCUUCUUAUGGCACUUAGUGUUUAACUCUAUGUUCUAUCACAGCUUUGCACCUGCAGCUUCCUGUAACGGCAAACACAUGUCUGUCCACUUUGUCCUUCUGAGCCUCUCACAAAGCUGCAUCAUAGAAUUAAGUAACAUUGUAUGUAUUAGUUAGAAAGUUAGAUUCCAAGUGUUGAUUGACCCAGCUGAAGCCGAAGCUGAAGGCAGGGAUAGACACUGUUUAACAUCAGUGUAACCCUAAAGCUAACUUAGCAGUCUGUCUGUAGUUGGUAAGUAAAGUGUAUGCUGGGACUAACAGUAGUAGGCUGAUAUAUCAGAGGAAACUUAACAAUCAUAAUGUGUUUAAGCCAUUAUUGUCAAUGAACUUUGAUGCUGUAAGUAGUGAUUCUUCUUUUUCAACCAUAAACUCCUACUAGCUUCUACUCUCUGUUUAACUUUGUGUCAGUUAGUUUCAUGAUAUAUGUGGCAACAUAUUGGUGAAUCAUUAUAGAGUCAGCGUUCACAUUCAUUGGGAUCUUUAGAGCAGCCUUAAACCUCAGAACUAAUACUGUACGAGUUUAAUAAAUAUUUGCCUUUUCCCCAGUAUUGGUGCUCAAAAAGUGCCUGUAAAAAAUAUUGGCCUUGUGUUUUUGCUAAACUUAUUAUCUCAGUAUUUGAAAUCAGUACAAUUAUACAAGCUGUUUGAUUAGAUGUGUUAGGCCCCUAGAAUUCAAUCAUCACUUUUAUUACAAUAUUAUAAACGUGGAUUGAGACAUAAAAGAUUUUAAAAUAGUAUGCUGUGUACCAGAAAGUGGCUUGUAGCAAUAAAUAUAUUAGCACCUUUGAAUCCACACAAUUCCAAACCUAAGUGUAAAAAUAUAAUAUUUACAACAAUUAUUUUUUCUUUCAGUGAACUUAAACCAAAAUGUUUCUUAAAUCAAUAUAUCACCUGUCAUUUAUUUUUGUUUCAAACAGAUACAAAACAGAGAUAUGCAUAUAUGAACUCUGAUCCAUUUGAGUAAACCAUCAGUGGCAUCAAGAUGGCAAGAAUAUCUAAACAAUGCCAGACUCUUAAACUUUACAAAUGUUAUGAGGUAGGAAAUACAUUCAACAUAAUGUCAGGCAGAAUGUUAACAAAACUGUUUUUUACAAGGAAAUCCCACAGGGUACCUUUUGUCUUGCUUUUGCACUGUGCAAAGUAAGGCCCUAAUUUAAUUCUGCCCUAAAACUGAAUCCUGAACACCACAGCAAUCCCCAGUCUGAAUGAAGGUGGGAAGGACUGCCACAAAGAUCCCAAAGAAUCACACCUGAUCAGCCAAUGCAAUACGACUCACAUCAGUUAAUAAAUCUAUCUAUGAGUCUUUGAGCUACAUACUGUGUGUUCUGAGGAAGGUGCAAUAAAAAACAUAACAAAC